Molecule: messenger RNA, 273 nt
Organism: Haemonchus placei
Lineage: Eukaryota; Metazoa; Nematoda; Chromadorea; Rhabditida; Trichostrongylidae
Source: the annotation of a GenBank genome assembly
AUGGGCGACUUUGUGCUCAUCUACGAUCCACUCCUAGAUCGCGGCCGAUGGAAAAUGGGCGAGGUCAUCGGAUCCCGUGAUGGAUUCCGUCGAUCAGCAGAUGUACGGUUUGCUUCUAAGACGGUAAUCACCCGUCCUAACAACAUGAUCUACAAACUAGAGUUGCAUCCAGCUUCUCCAAAAAGGAAACCAACCGAGCAAGCAACGCCAUCCAUUCAUCGAAGACACAACGUAGAAACACAAUGGAGUGGGACUAACAGCACCACGAACUGA